This is a messenger RNA of Xyrauchen texanus (razorback sucker), 3645 nucleotides long. RefSeq names its product zinc finger protein OZF-like. Gene Ontology annotation, cellular component: nucleus. Gene Ontology annotation, molecular function: DNA-binding transcription factor activity, RNA polymerase II-specific; RNA polymerase II cis-regulatory region sequence-specific DNA binding. The coding region runs from base 100 to 1662 and encodes 520 amino acids. The record is from RefSeq and is a predicted model, not a curated record. The transcript is spliced from 5 exons. Gene Ontology annotation, biological process: central nervous system development; regulation of immune system process; regulation of cytokine production. Lineage: Eukaryota; Metazoa; Chordata; Actinopteri; Cypriniformes; Catostomidae.
GAAGAAGAAGAAGAAGAAGACGAAUAAACAACAGGAAGAACUCGCCGUUUGAGCUUUCAGUUCGAGCUGUUGGUGUUUGUUUAUAUUUAUAUUUUCCUCAUGAGAGAGCUGAAGAAAGAGGUGACGUCACUGAAGACAAAACUGAUGGAGAGAGACGACAGGUUACAGGAGCUGGAAAAGGUUUCCUGUCAAUCUUCAGUGUGUGUGACUGAUGGGACCUCCACAGAAUGUCAGGAUUCAGUGUGGAGCGGCAGAGAUCAGUCCACACCACAGCGACUGCUGGACAAACUCUCUGAACAGAGAUCCAGAGACACACAGGACUCACAGCUCACUUUACUCUGUUCUACUGACGGUAAUCAGGGUGAUCAAACCUCCACAGAGUCUCUGACUUCUGUCUGUAAUGCUGGAGAACAGCAGAUGCUGCAGACACCAGUGAAGACUGAAGUGAAGCUGGAGGAGAUAAAACAAGAGGAACACAGUGAUGAAGAUGGUCAUUUUAUUCCUCCAGAGUCUCUGACUUCUGUCUGUAACACUGAAGAACAGCAGAUGCUGCAGACACCAGCGGAGAUUGAAGUGAAGCUGGAGGAGAUAAAAGAAGAAAACACAGCAGAGGAACAACAGAGAGAUGAUGAUGAUGAUGAUUUUUUUCCUUCAGAGCUGAUGAAGGGGAUAAAGGAACGUCGAGAGCUGAAUAAGCUGAAUAAAGAGGAGAAACAUCAUGAUUUCAGAACUGGAGAAAAAUCUUUGAGUGGCUCGAAGACUCAAAAGAAUCUCUUACCAAAAAAGCAUCAACGAAGAACAGCCAAAAGUCCUAUCACCUGCUCUCAGUGUGGAAAGAGUUUCAUACAUAAAAGCAAGCUGAUCAUGCACAUGAGAGUUCAUACUGGAGAGAGACCUUACACGUGCCAUCUGUGUGGGAAAAGUUUUCUUUAUAAAGAACAGCUUUAUGUACACAUGAAAAUUCACACAGGAGAGAGACCUUACACAUGCCAUCAGUGUGGGAAAAGUUUCGUAUUUCCUUGGCAACUGAAAAAUCAUCUACUUGGUCACUCUGGAGAAAGACCAUUUAAAUGUGAUAAGUGUGGUAAAACAUUUGUUGUGGCACAGUAUCUGAAAAAUCAUCUGAAAAUACACACAAAUAAGAAGCUUUACAAGUGUACUUUUUGUGGAAAGAGUUAUUUACACCAGUCCUAUUUUAAAAAGCACCAGAAAAUUCAUUCCGGUGUGAGGGCUCAUGUGUGCUUUGAAUGUGGAAAGACCUUUUUGACAGCCGGCACCUUGAAACAACACCAAAUAAUUCAUACUGGAGAGAAACCAUUCAAGUGCUCAUACUGUGGAAAGAGUUUCACUCUGUCACAAAACCUGAAAACACACGAGAGAAUUCACACUGGAGAGAAACCAUUCAAGUGCUCAACCUGUGGGAAGAGUUUCAUUCAGUCACAAGACCUGAAAAAACAUGGGAGAAUUCAUACUGGAGAAAAACCUUACAAGUGCUCACACUGUGGAAAGAGUUUCACUUGGUUACAUUGCAUGAAAACACACAAGAGAAUCCAUACUGGUGAAAAACCGUACAAGUGUGCACACUGUGGAAAGUGUUUCACUCAAUCAGAAACCUUGAAGAAACACUUGAGAAUACAUACUGGAGAGAAAUCAUACAACUGAUCUUCAUGAGGACAAGCAAGUAAUCUACACAGUGAACAAAAAUUAUCUUCAUGGGCCAUAUUCACAAACAAUUUUAAGGCUAAAAGUAGCUCCUAAUGCAGAAAUUUAUUCUAAGAGUAUUUUAUGAAGCAUUUUUUUACCCUCAUGUUGUGUUUUGGUCAUUUUGACCUGAAGAUGAAAUUCUUUUUCCUGAAAAUGAUAGUGAAUGUUAUUCUAUUGGACUAAAACUUACUGACUUUGCUCACACAGGGUAUCACUACUUCCCAAACAUUUUUGUAUAAUUUGGUUUAUUUUUAAACUUUGGUGUUCCUUGUCAGUAAUGACCAGCCUGUAAUUUUUUUUUAUAAAUCUCUCAUUAUCCUAUAUUAUUACAAAAUAUUGGAUUAUAACUUUUUGUCAACUUGUUUUCUUUCAAUUCUUUCACCACAGGUUUUUUAUUUCUUUUUUGGAGCUUAUUGAUCGUAGGCCUCUUUGACCUGAGCUUAAGCACCUCCAUUUUUGAGUGAAAAAAGCAUUAUUUGUGCAUAAUUUUGGCAACAUUCUGUACUAUUUAUCACACUAGUGUGCUUUAAUGUUUAACCAGGAAGUUUGUUUUUAAAUGCUUUUAUUUUGUAAAAAAAGAAAAAUGGCACAAAGUCAGACUUGUGGUGUUCCUGGUCAAAAAUGACCAGCCAUUGAAAAUGAAAGGGGGAGAUCAAAAAUAAGAGAAAAAUUUAGUGUUGAGCUUGGUGUGUCUGUUCCAGGUGCAGCUGACAUUUUUUGAUUCAUAUAGAUAACAAAGAAAAGCAAAACACACACACAUAUGGACCCUCAACAACAUCCAUGUGAUCACAGUAUAGAUAUGUGUAUAUAUAUAUAUAUAUAUAUAUCACACAGAUUUAAAUCUAAACUUCUCUCUCCACAGCCCCAAGAGCUGCCCCAUUUCCCAUCAAAUGAAUCCCAACUCCCCAUUCUUCUACAUGACGCUUCCUCAAAAGCCGCCACCCUCCCCAUCUCCAUGCACCAUUCUUGAAAUGAGGACACUCCAACAGACUUCCAUCCCCUUAAAACAAUUUGUCUGCCGAUCAUGACACUGAUUAGAACCCCAUUUUGUAUGUAUUUAUCUCCUAUAUUGAUGACCACCCCAUCUCCUAAAAUACAGAGUCUGAGGCUAAAUGAAAUUUGAGUGCCAAAUACCUCACUCUUAAAACUCUGAAACUUCAACCAAAAUUCUUAGAUCUUAACACACCACCAAAAAACAUGGGUUGUGUCUCCAUCUUCUGAUUGGCAUUGCCAGUAGGUGGGUGUAUUUUAAGACCAAGCCUAUACAAUCUAGAGGGGUCCAUUAGAAUCUAUGUAAAAUCUUGAAUGGCAGAAGGGGAACCCUUGCAUCUCUAGAUGCAGACUUGACAUUUUUUAGAAUCCUAGCCCACACUCCUCCUCAAAUACCAAGUUAAAAUUUUUCCCCAUAAUCUCUCGAUAGAAGUUAAAGCUCCGUCCCCCAAUCUCUGAAUUAGCAGGGAGUGAUACACUGAUGCCUCAUGACCUUUUCCAAAAGCAUAACUCAUCACUCCCAGAGUAUCUGCUGCUUUAGGUGGGUGUAUAGUACUCCCAAAAACAAUGCACAGCAGGUGACACAGCUGUAAAUACUUAAAGAACUGAGACCUGGGAAUCCCAAUAUGUUGAACCAAAUUUUCAAAGGAUCUCAACACACUCAUAUAAGUAAAAUAUUAUUUAUUAACCUCCCUCACAAUCCACUCAGACCAGAAGGAAGGGGACUUGUUAAUACAUAAUGUUGGGUUCAGCCAUAUGCUUGAGGCAACAUUUAAAUACAUUUCCGAAUUAAACACUCUUUUGUCCAUAUCGAGGGUAAAUGUGAACUUCUCCGGUUAGUUUGAUAGAAAGGCUUUGCAAUGGCAAAAUAGGGGCAAGAACUUCCUGUUCAAUACAAAACCAGGGAGGGGCUCUUUCAGGUGGAAUUGACCAAUGAGCAAAAUGUCUGUG